This is a messenger RNA of Cajanus cajan (pigeon pea), 1515 nucleotides long. RefSeq names its product malate dehydrogenase, glyoxysomal. Gene Ontology annotation, molecular function: L-malate dehydrogenase (NAD+) activity. Lineage: Eukaryota; Viridiplantae; Streptophyta; Magnoliopsida; Fabales; Fabaceae. Gene Ontology annotation, cellular component: cytoplasm; chloroplast. The record is from RefSeq and is a predicted model, not a curated record. Gene Ontology annotation, biological process: malate metabolic process; tricarboxylic acid cycle.
AGAAAUGAAGAAGUUCCAAACGGUGAAACCUAACAACCGCAGCAAAGAGCAUUUGAGAAGAUCACAGAUCACAUACAUAAACCAUUCAGAUAAGAUCAAUUUGCCCAAUUCACACCCACAUCACAUCUUUCUCCACACGCAACUAGUAUUUGAAGACGCAACAAUCUUUCCCGUUUCACCGGAGAAGGGAAUAUGGAAUCAAAUUCAGGUGCCAACGACCGAAUUGCCAGAAUCGCCGGCCACCUCCGCCCUCAGGCAGAGGGUGAUGUUUGUCUGAGGCGUAGCCAUUGCCGUGCCAAAGGUGGAGCCCCCGGAUUCCACGUUGCAAUAUUGGGUGCCGCAGGAGGCAUAGGACAACCUCUGGCGAUGUUGAUGAAGAUGAACCCACUCGUUUCAGUUCUCCACCUCUAUGAUGUUGUCAACACCCCUGGGGUCACCGCUGAUAUAAGUCACAUGGACUCUGGCGCUGUUGUUCAAGGGUUUUUAGGGCAGCAGCAGCUUGAGGAUGCACUUAUAGGCAUGGACUUGGUUAUCAUCCCUGCUGGUGUUCCACGAAAACCUGGAAUGACAAGAGAUGAUCUCUUCAAUAUAAAUGCUGGAAUUGUUAAAACGCUGUGUGAAGCAAUUGCAAAGUGCUGUCCUAAGGCAAUUGUGAACUUGAUAAGCAAUCCAGUUAACUCCACAGUCCCCAUUGCAGCUGAAGUUUUCAAAAGAGCCGGUACUUAUGAUCCCAAGAAACUUUUGGGAGUCACAAUGCUUGACGUUGUUAGAGCCAAUACGUUUGUGGCAGAAGUUUUAGGUGUAGAUCCAAGGGAUGUGGAUGUCCCAGUUGUUGGGGGACAUGCUGGAAUCACAAUUUUACCUCUUCUUUCUCAGGUUAAACCUCCUUUCUCUUUCACCCCAAAAGAGAUUGAGUACCUGAGUGAUCGCAUACAAAAUGGUGGAACUGAAGUUGUUGAGGCCAAAGCUGGAGCCGGUUCUGCAACACUCUCAAUGGCAUAUGCUGCAGUUAAAUUUGCAGAUGCAUGCCUUCAUGCCCUGAGAGGAGAUGCUGGCAUCAUUCAAUGUGCAUAUGUUGCUUCGCAGGUGACUGAACUCCCAUUCUUUGCAUCAAAAGUACGACUUGGCCGAGGUGGGGUUGAGGAAAUCCUUCCUCUUGGUCCCCUGAAUGAUUCUGAGAGGGAGGGUUUGGAAAAGGCCAAGAAAGAGUUAUCAGCAAGCAUUGAGAAGGGCAUUUCUUUCAUCAGAAAAUGAAUAGUUGAUGAUAGUACCUCCUGAAAAUAAAUGGUGCGGGUGCUGUGUCCAUUGUGAGAUCACAAAUUUUGAAUUAGUUAUGUGAUAUGUAUGAAUCUGUUUCGAACUCUAAUAAAAGGAUAGUAUUCUAUAUAUCAUCAAACCACAAAUUGUGUCCUAGAAACAUGUAAUAAUUGGAACACCGAAUUCCAAUUAUUAUUCCAUUACAAGUGAUUCCCACAGUUUGAAUCUAUUAAAAAUAAUCCAGAGAUGUUUUCUGUA